Ipomoea triloba (trilobed morning glory) is the source of this 2526-nucleotide messenger RNA. RefSeq names its product RNA polymerase I-specific transcription initiation factor RRN3-like. The record is from RefSeq and is a predicted model, not a curated record. Gene Ontology annotation, biological process: transcription initiation at RNA polymerase I promoter. The coding region runs from base 180 to 2096 and encodes 638 amino acids. Lineage: Eukaryota; Viridiplantae; Streptophyta; Magnoliopsida; Solanales; Convolvulaceae. Gene Ontology annotation, molecular function: RNA polymerase I general transcription initiation factor activity; RNA polymerase I core binding. Gene Ontology annotation, cellular component: nucleus. The transcript is spliced from 16 exons.
AUGGAUUCGAAACCCUGAAUUGCCUCUUCAAAUUCUCUUCCGCUUAAGCCAUUGUUCUCCAUCCGCCGUUUUUCAGCACAAGAUGCUACAUAAUCAAUCUCUCUAAACCCUUAAUUUUGGAUGCUACAAUAGAUCCAUCACUGGAGUUUUAGUUAAUUGUCAUUCGUAUAUUGGAAGAAAUGGGAGUACAAUUAGCUGCUGAGCAGGUAGUCAUGCAAGAGGUUGAGAAUGUUGACCUUUCUGAUUCAGAGCUGGUCUAUCAUGUUAGGGAUGCCCUCAAAUCUGCUAUCCAGGGUGAUAUGGACAAUUAUUCCCAGCUUGUUGGAGUUAUAAACCGUGAUCAACAUCUAUCAACUGAAGAGGUGGCCUUACUUGUGACAUGUUUAAAGGCUUUGUCAGGAGCUGUCUCUUGUAUAGACAUUGUUCAUCAUCAAUCUCUUCUUUCUUCUAUAUUAAGAAUGAGCAUGUGGAACUACGGGACUGAUGUGAUGGAUGCUCUGAUGGAACUAGUUGUAUCCUUGGCGGCAUCAAGUGGGCAGUACAUUGAUUUAUGCUUGGAAAUGCUUGUGAGUAAUUUUAUGCCCCCAUACACCUUCCUGCAAUUGCUGAGUCAGCCAAGAGGUCAGGCAAGAAAGGGACAAGUUCUUGAUCGUGUGCAUUCAACAUUGAAAGACAUUGCUGAUUUAGUACCUCUCUCUCCUUUGAGACUUGAGAAAAUAAUUAAGGACAGAAUGCCUCACAUAUUUAUCAAGGAAGCUUUGAUUGUCAUGUAUGUGGAGAACAUGCUAAAAUUGGAGAGUAGCCCGCUAGGUGAACUUGUUGGGAGCACAAUGCUUGUGGCAAUUGUGGAUAGGCUUGUAGAUUUGGAUGUGGAUAUAUCAUGGGAUGCUAUUUUGCAAGAUGAUUUCACUAAAGGAAUUUUUGACAUUGAGUUAGAAGAUCUAGAAGGGCCCAUAGACAAUGGUCAGCAAGAGAGUUUUGACUUUGAGCUUCAAAGGGACAUGUGGAUAGACAGAUUUUUUGGAGACAGUGUCAGUGCUCAGAAGUUGGAUAGUUUGAUGGUGCUCAUAUUUGAGUACUUCAUAUCUUGCAAUGACAGUGGCUGCCUUCGUAGGGUAUUUGACACACUUCUUCAGUCCUUUGAAAAAACUGUUUUGACAGCAUACAAGUCCAAAUUUGCGCAGUUUGUUAUGUUCUAUGCUUGUUCACUUGAUCCUGAGAACUGUGGUAAGAGGUUUGCAAACAUGCUCAUUCGUAUAUUUGAGUCCAGUGCCCAUCUUGAAUGGAGAAUGAGUGCUGUUGCUUAUCUUGCUAGUUAUCUGGCUCGUGCAAGGUUUAUGGACAUGCCAUUUGUUGCUGACUGUUUGGAAAGAUUGGUGAAUUGGUGUUAUAAUUAUUGCAAAAUUAAAACUGGUGAAAUUAAUCCAAAUCCUAGAGUUCACAAGGAUUUCUAUGCUGGAUGUCAGGCCAUAAUGUACAUAAUUUGCUUCCGGAGGGGAUCCAUUCAUAGUUUAUUCCGUAUUAAAUCUCAUCUCCUGCGCAUGCGUAUAGAGGAUAUCUUGAGGCAUUCAUUAAGUCCAUUGAUGGUUUGCUUACCAUCAAUAGUAGAAGAAUUCCUUAGGGUGGCAGAAACUACAUGUUUAUUUAGUUUCCCAGACAACAAUGCCCCCAUUGGCAGUGGUCUACUCGAAUCGGAAGUUUCAAUGGCAUUUGGUGGGAAUCAGAGGCUUGACGCGUUUUUCCCAUUUGACCCAUGUUUGCUAAAGAAAUCUGACAGGUUUAUCAGGCCAAACUUCAUAUACUGGUCCAUGGUUAGAAAUACUUAUGAUGAGGUUGAGGAUGACGAAUGCACUAGUGAUGAGGAUGAGGUUGAAGUUUGCAUUCCUGGGAAUGGUAUGGACAUAGUUGAUGGAGGAGCUCCCCGGAGUUGUCAGGUUGACAACGGGAAUCUUGACGUUGAGUUUGAUUACAACCUGAACAAGAUGUCUAUAACUCCGAAAAAUACAUUACUCCAACGCUUUGGAGGUGAAGGUGCAGGUGCAGGUGCAGGUUUGCGGAUGCCCUCGAGAAUCAGACCUUGUCCUGAUUCUUUGUGAUGGAUGGACCAUUGUCCUUUCAGUUUUGCUGUGUUGUGCGUAGUAGCCUAGUAGGUAAUUGUAAAAAAAUAUGUAGGAGCUUCAAUAUUGGGUUUAUCGAGGCAAACCCCACUCCUCUUCCGAGUAUGUGAGUAAACCCUCGCCCUGUGAUCCUAGCCGGCAAAGGACCACAGGGAGGUUAACCAGCCUAGGUUGCCCAUAGCUGACCGGCUCAAACCCGGGUGGCAGACGGUUUCGAACUCAGGACCUCACGGCCGCGAGCGUCUUGGUCUUGCCACUCAGGCUGCCCUUACGGGCAUAGGAGCUUCAAUAUGAGUCUCAAUUUUGUGGUGGAGUAGCGCAAUCUUCUGCUCCAUGUAUUCUACAUCUACCUACCUAUAUUAAUGUAACCCUAUUGUUUUAAUCAAAAUGGUUUGUAAUGUCGUCUCUA